This is a messenger RNA of Dunckerocampus dactyliophorus (ringed pipefish), 1386 nucleotides long. RefSeq lists its product as uncharacterized. The record is from RefSeq and is a predicted model, not a curated record. Lineage: Eukaryota; Metazoa; Chordata; Actinopteri; Syngnathiformes; Syngnathidae. Gene Ontology annotation, biological process: response to bacterium. Bases 95 to 895 code for a protein of 266 amino acids. The transcript is spliced from 4 exons.
CGGAAAUAAAUUUUCAGCAUUUCAGCCCAUCACCAAGGUUUCCAACUUGCAAACCUUCGCCUCCUCGUGACUGAGUGGAAAGAAGACUGCGACGAUGGCAGGACCGACUGCACUCGUGCUUCUCAGCACAUUAGCUCUGGUUGAGGCGUAUGUUCUGCAGCCGAUGUCUUUUGCAAUGGUAGAAGUUGGCGUGAACGUCACAUUGGAAUGCCCGCACUUCGAUCAUAUGAGAGACAUAUUUUACUGGUAUAAAAUGAAGUUUGGCUCUACGAUCCAAACGAUUGCCGAGGGGUAUUUCGGAGAAAUAUCACUUCAAAGCCCGUUCAAGUACGGAAGAUUCGCAAGUGUGAGUACGGGAGGCAUGUACAUUUUAAACAUCACCAAUGUACGCAAAGACGAUGAAGCGAUGUACACCUGCCAAGCAGGAACCUCAUACAACAUGAGGUUCAUAGGUGGCACGCAUCUGGUUGUGAAAGAUCCCAAGCACAAGUCCUUCCGCGUGAAACAAAUUCCGCAAAGCAAGUCGGUUGAAGAGGGCCAAUCUGUGACCGUGCAGUGUUCCAUCUUCACAGAGAGCAAGGAACAUCUCCGCCAGUGUCCGGACCAGCAAAGCGUCUACUGGUUCAAAUCUGGAUCGGGAGAGUCUCAUCCGCACAUCGUUUACUCCGACAGAGAUGAUGAAGAAGACAAAAGGAGAUGUGUCUACCAACUGUCCUUGACCAUACACAACUCAUCUGACGCCGGAACAUACUACUGUGCCGUGGCCACAUGUGGCCAGAUCCUGUUUGGCCAAGGAACUCAUGUGGAGACCCGACAAGAUGUGAAACGAGCUGCCAUUUUGCUUGGGGCUCUGCUCGCCUCCGCCGCCAUUGUGGUCACUGUUGUAGUUGGUUAAUUCCUUUUUGGGAUUCAUGUAUAGAAGUACUUUUUAUUGUUUUUAUAUAGAGUAUACAGGUAAAUGAAUUUGUUAUGGUGUGAUGCUUGGAAGAUCCUUUUAAAAUUCAAUUCAUGAAACAAAAGGUUAAACUGUCUUUCCAAACACGCUGAGACACUGGGAAGGAGUAUAGGAUUAAAUAAACUCCACUUCUUCCCGCUCCUUUUCAGACAUGUACAACUGCAUAACAUGUGAUAUACUUCAAUGUAAUUGUGUCUCUGCUGUGUUUAGUAUGGCUCAAAUGUAAUAUAAAUUAAAAUAUUUGCAUAUUCUUUCCUGUGGUAAUGCAUAAUUGUCGAGCAAAAAUAAAAAUAAAUGCCCAUUUUUGAUGAUCUGCUGACAUUUUUUAUUCCAGUGGUGCUGUUGAUGUCAUUUAACUUAAAAACAGUUCUAUCAUUUUCCAAACUUGUGGCAAUACUGUUUUUGUGUGUACAUCCACAUGACAUAUGUGG